AUGUCGAGCGCGCCGUCGUUCGAUGACACGUGGCCCGAACAGGUGGAACUCGUGCCCACUCGAUUCGGCCCCCUGCGCGUGACUAUAUCUGGCGACCGCCGGAAUCACCCGCUCUUCACGUAUCACGACAUCGCUCUCGAUCACGCGUCGUGCUUCGGAGCGCUCUUCAGGUGCCCCGACACCGCGCCGCUGUUGCGGCAGCACUUCUGCGUCUUCCACGUGGACGCGCCCGACCACGAGGAGGGAGCGGCAUCGGGGCGGCAGCAGCGGAGAAAGCUAUCGGCGGAUGACUUGGCGGAGCAGGUCGCGGACGCCAUCGCACACUUCGGUCUCCCAGCGGUGACGGGCCUUGGCGUCACGGCAGGCGCGUACGUCCUCACGCUGCUCGCGAUCAAGCGGCCAGAGCUGGUGCGCGCGCUCAUCCUGGUGUCGCCGGUGUGCCGCACGCCCACGUGGAGCGAGUGGGCCUUCAACAAGUUGCUGCUGUCCGUGCUGUCUCUGUCGGGGCUGCCCGCCCUUGUGUCGGGCGCCUUCUCUGGCCGAUACCUCAGCCCAGCCUCGCACACCAAGGGCGGCACCUCUUCUGCCACACACCUCGCAUGUCAGUCGCUAGCAGCUCAGCCGCUCUCACCACGGUCGCAGCCCUCGCACCCGCGAGCAGAGGAGGGCGAGGAGAGGGAUGCGCGUGCUGUGGCACAGUAUGCCGACGCCUUCAACAAUCGGAGGGACAUAUCACAGCAGGUGCGGCGCAUCACAUGUCCGUGCCUCGUGCUCGUGGGCGAGCACUCCGCCUUCCGAGACGACGCCCUGCACCUGCACGCACACCUACCGCCGCACCUCGCCGCUUGGUUCCAGGUGCCCUCCAGUGGGUCGCUGGUGACAGUGGAGUGCCCGCACCGCCUCUACACCCCCCUUGACAAGUUCCUCCGCACUUCACGCUUCCCCCGCCCCCCCUGCUCUCCCCCACGGCCCCCCUCCGCCGUCCCCUGCUCCUCCUGCCCGCUGCCCUUCCUGCACGCGUCCCCCCUCCCCCUGCCCUGGGCGUCCUCCCUGCCCCCUCGCUCCACCACUCAGUACCGCCCACACUCGUGCAUGCCUCUCUCACACCACUACGACCCGUCAGCCGUCUGCGGCCUCUCCCUCUCCUCCUCGUCCUCAUCCUCGCCCUCCUCCGAUGACUCGCCUCACGCCUCCUCCAUCACCUCCUCCUCCUCCAUCUCCCACUCGCCCUGCCUCUGCCUGUCCCCCUUCUCGUGCUCCUCCUCGCUGUGCCAGUCCCCCCAGCCCUCAUUCCGCGCAGAGGACCUCUCCCUGGAAGCCAUCGCCUGCAAGCUCAAGCCCAUUCGCACGCGCAUGCCACCUGGGUUGCCCGGUGUGGGUAAUGGGUUGCUAGCUCGAGGGAAGCCGGGGUGGUGCUGA
Molecule: messenger RNA, 1419 nt
Organism: Closterium sp. Yama58-4
Lineage: Eukaryota; Viridiplantae; Streptophyta; Zygnematophyceae; Desmidiales; Closteriaceae
Source: the annotation of a GenBank genome assembly